Pseudomyrmex gracilis is the source of this 614-nucleotide messenger RNA. RefSeq names its product RNA-binding protein 27-like. The coding region runs from base 110 to 529 and encodes 139 amino acids. The transcript is spliced from 5 exons. Lineage: Eukaryota; Metazoa; Arthropoda; Insecta; Hymenoptera; Formicidae. The record is from RefSeq and is a predicted model, not a curated record.
UUGAUCUUAUAUUAAAUAACNAAUCAACGAGCGCUACUAUGCAAAGAAACAAACGAACACGCGGGAACUGUCACAGUAUCACCACAACGGUCUACAAUUACAAAUAAAAAUGAGUAAGGAAAUGGAUAUCGAGGAAUUCGAGGCCGACUUCGAGGAACAGAUACAAGAAAUGAAUUUGGACAAAAAUCUUAAACUUGAAAAUCGUAAACUAAUGGAACAGUUAAAAACGUUGCAAAUGAAAUAUUCACAACUGGAAAAAGAGAGAAAAGAAACAAUAGAACCAACCACCUCACAAGCCAGUUCUUCACAAAAACAAAAAAGACUAAGUGAAGAUAGCACUGACAAGUUUGCAGAAAAGCAGAAAAAGAAAGAAGAUUCUCCAGAUAAUAAUAAAGGCCUACAAGAAAAUAAGCGAAAAAGAGGAACAAGAGGCGGAAAAAAACGAUUGACAUGGAUUCAAAAUCGUGGUCGCGGCCGCGGCCGUGGUUUUCGUUGCUACGGUCGCUGUAAUGUGUUUAAUUUCUUGUAAUUCAGGUAUAUCUUUUGCUAUUUGCUAUUGCCACUCGUCACUCUUCUCUUCAUUUAGUCUAUUUGUUCUGCAAAAAAACAUUUAU